Molecule: messenger RNA, 441 nt
Organism: Adineta ricciae
Lineage: Eukaryota; Metazoa; Rotifera; Eurotatoria; Adinetida; Adinetidae
Source: the annotation of a GenBank genome assembly
AUGAGAACAAAACAAGCAACAGUUUUACUCUCGUUACCUGAUGAAUUGUUCAUCUAUCAUAUUUUCAUUUAUCUUCGCUCAACAGAUUUAUUAUAUUCAUUUGGUCAAUUGUACAAUCAACCCAUGAAUAGUCUUGUUUGUGCACAUGUUCGUCAUAUUGAUCUCUUAACUACUAACACACCAUUUGUUCCGAUUGACAAAUGGCUAUCUUACAUUUCGUAUUUGAAAAAAGCAACUUUAUCUCUUCGAACGGAUUUAGAGUAUUUCGACUAUUCACUCUCCUUCCUGUUUUCGCGACUUGAUCUUCAACUCACAGCAACAACACAUCAAAAUAUCUCUAGAUUAUCCUCAUUUACCCAACUGAGAAAACUUUCAAUUACUUCAACUGCUACCAAAGCAGAAAAAAAUAGAAGGAUUGGUCUCGUUUAUAUGGCAACCUGA